Molecule: messenger RNA, 1650 nt
Organism: Penicillium robsamsonii
Lineage: Eukaryota; Fungi; Ascomycota; Eurotiomycetes; Eurotiales; Aspergillaceae
Product: cytochrome P450
Exons: 7
Coding region: 1-1650 (549 amino acids)
Molecular function (GO): heme binding; iron ion binding; oxidoreductase activity, acting on paired donors, with incorporation or reduction of molecular oxygen
Source: RefSeq, a predicted model, not a curated record
AUGGCUUCAUACAUCUUAGCGACGAAUUCUCCUGGUGCGAUUCUACCACUCGCGGGCUUCAGCGGUUUGACCGCACAUGUUCUUUUCUAUCGUCAUGGAGAAUGGGAUCUCAAGGCCCCACGUAUUGUGGUCUCAUACAUAUUUCUGUUCUUAGGCGCUACAUUCCUGGAGCGGUACCAGAAAGGUGAGCUCCCAAUUGGUGCACCAAGCCAUUUGGCCGCCAAACUCGUAGGGUGCCAUAUCUUGGGUAUCUACACGAGUAUGCUCUUCUACCGAGCAUUUCUACAUCGGUUGUCACAGUUCCCGGGCCCAUUCUUUGCAAAACUAUCAAACUUUCAUGUGACUCUUCUGUCUGCCCGGAAGCUUCAGCUUUAUGCGGAGACUGAGAAGCUACACGCACAGUACGGAGAUUACGUGCGUUUAGGGCCUACUGAGUUGUCUAUUACGGAUCCACGCGCAGUCAAGGAAAUCUACAGUUCCUCUGCCAAGGUCACCAAAGGGCCUUGGUAUACGGUCUUGGAACCACGAGUUUCCUUACAGAUGGUCAGAAAUAAGCAGGUGCACGCACAGCGAAGGAAGGCUUGGGACCAAGGCUUUAGUACCCGAGCACUCCGUGAUUACGAGCCUCGCGUCUCCCAUUACACAGAACAGCUCAUCCAGGUCAUCGAACGGGAGGUGGGCAAUCAAAUCAACAUGGCUCAGUGGUUCAAUUACUAUAGCUUUGAUGUUAUGGGUGAUUUGUCGUUUGGAAAAUCCUUCAACAUGCUAAUAGAUGGCAAAGACGCUUAUAUCUUGAAGCAAUUGCAUGCUGAUUUAAGAAUGAUUGCAAUUUUUGCCCAUCUCACCUGGCUAUUUCCAUUCUUCAAGAAAAUUCCUUUGAUCAAUGCGGACUAUCUCAAGUUUUGGAAAUGGGUGGAUGCGCGUGUUGAUGAGAGGAUUCAGAGUAACCCAUAUGCCCCAGAUGUGUUCUCAUGGAUCCUCAAAGCAUACGAGCAGGGUCCAAAGACGAAGCAGGAUAAGGAUGACCUCAGUGGUGAUGCAUACCUAGUUAUCGUAGCUGGAAGUGACACUACAGCUGCAACACUUACCAGCCUUUUCUUCCAUCUUGCCAUGGACCGCACUCUGUAUAAAGCAAUCCAGAAAGAGCUGGACGCUCUACCUAGUCUAUCCUACGACAAUCUGAGAGGUGUAAAACUACUCGACGGAGUAAUUAAUGAAACGCUCCGACUUCAUCCUGCUGUGCCUUCAGGAAUGCAGCGUACGACUCCACCAGAGGGCAUCACUAUCGGCGACAGGUACAUUCCCGGGAACGUCAGGGUUUGCAUUCCCCUAUAUACCAUGUUCAGAGAUGAGCGCAACUUUGCUCGCCCACAAGAGUUUUUGCCCGAGAGGUGGGAUACACAACCAGAACUCGUCAAAGAUGCUGCUGCAUUUGUUCCAUUCAGUGCUGGUCCAUAUUCGUGCGUUGGAAAACAGCUAGGACUGAUGGAGCUCCGCUGUGUGACUGCUGAGAUACUUACCCGAUUUGAUGUCUCGUUCGCCCCAGACCAAACGGUGGCUGCUUUCAUCGAUGGAAAGCAGGAUGCUUUCGCAGUAGCUACGGCACCAUUAAAGGUAGUAUUCCAAAGAAGGGAAAACAAGGAAAAAUGA